AUGGGUUGGGUCAAAGUCAAUACUGAUGGUAGCUUCAUUUCUCUUAAUGCUGGCUUUGGAGGAGUUUUCAGAAAUACAAGAGGUGAAUGCCUACUAUAUUUUCAGUAUCCUGUCAAAGCUGAAGACCCUCUGGAAGCUGAAGCCCAAGCUGUUUAUUGGGCUGUUUUCUUAGCCACAAAGUGCAGUUGGAAUCUCUUAAUGGUGGAAACUGACUCCAUGAUCUUAUUUAAAAUCCUAGAAGGAAGGAUUUCUGCCCCUUGGUAUCUAAUUCAGUGGAUCACUGGUAUACAAACCUUGAGCUUGAAGUUAAAGAUGUCCCUUUCUAAUACUUUUAGGGAGGGUAACAAACCUGGCAAUUGGCUUGCUAAGGCUGGCCUCCAUACUCAGAACACCAUCAUUGAUACUUAUACCAUUCCUCAUUUAGAGUUGUUGUUGAAAGGAUAUCUUCUUGAUCUACCUUUCUUUAGAGUUUUGCCACUUUAA
Messenger RNA from Phalaenopsis equestris, 483 nucleotides. RefSeq lists its product as uncharacterized. The record is from RefSeq and is a predicted model, not a curated record. The transcript has a single exon. NCBI's taxonomy places the organism in Eukaryota, Viridiplantae, Streptophyta, Magnoliopsida, Asparagales, Orchidaceae. Gene Ontology annotation, molecular function: nucleic acid binding; RNA-DNA hybrid ribonuclease activity. The coding region runs from base 1 to 483 and encodes 160 amino acids.